AUGUCAGGAAACAAUGAAAGUCAUCCAGAAGUGUUUAUCUUAUUAGGUUUCUCAAACCAUGCAUGGCUGGAACUUCCACUGUUCCUCGUUCUCCUUUUUAUAUACCCCUUGGCUCUGCUGGGCAACAUCUCCAUCAUUCUGGUCUGCAAACUGGACCACCACCUCCAUAGCCCCAUGUAUUUUUUCCUCUCUAAUCUCUCCUUGUUCGACAUCUGUUACACCACAAGCAUUGUUCCCCAGAUUUUAUUUAACUUGGGAAGUUCAAAAAAGACAAUCAGUUAUAUGGGAUGUGCCAUUCAACUUUACUUCUUCCAUUUUAUGGGGGCUUCAGAGUCUCUUCUCCUGGCUGUGAUGGCUUUUGAUCGCUAUGUGGCUAUCUGUAAACCACUUCGCUACACCCUCAUCAUGAACCAUCAGAUCUGCAUCUUACUUGUGUCCAUUGUAUUUUUAAGUGGCCUGACUUAUGCUGUGUCAGAAGGAACUUUGACAUUACAGCUGCCAAUGUGUGGACACAAUGAAUUAGACCACGUGGUGUGUGAGAUUCCUGUACUGAUCAAGACUGCCUGUGGUGAUAAGAGUUCCAAUGAACUUGGGCUUUCUGUGGUCUGUGUAUUUUUCCUUGCUAUUCCUUUGGCCUUGGUUAUUACAUCCUAUGCCUAUAUUGGGCAGGCUGUUAUGAAAAUUCAAUCUACUGAAGGAAUGAAGAAAGCCUUUGGAACCUGUUCUUCCCAUCUCAUUGUUGUCUUAUUAUUCUAUGGCCCUGCAAUUAGUAUGUACCUCCAGCCCCCUUCUUCUAUCACAAGGGAUCAGCCUAAAUGUAUGGCUCUUUUCUAUGGUGUUGUGACUCCUACGCUCAAUCCCUUCAUCUACACCCUGAGAAAUAAAGAUGUGAAAGGGGCUCUAGGCAAUCUAUUGAGAAGAAUCUUCAGGUCCAAGGGAGGAUUCAUAUUUAAAGUCAAAUAAAUCUGAGCAAGGUCUAAAUUAUUCUCAAAAUGAUGUAGCAAAGAUAACCUUGGAUUUGAAAUUAAGUACCUUGGUUCCAACUCUAAACUCUACUACUUGAUACUUGGUUCAUAUUGGUUAAGAAAAACUAUUUUUCUGGACCUACUUUUCUCACAUUUGAAACCAUGGGGAUGAAAUGAUUUAUCUCUGAAGUUUCUGUAAUCUCUAGAUGCUAUGACUGUAAGAUGUCUGUUGCUAUCACUAUCUCAUAUGGGCAUCUAGGUCUUGAAUUUAUCCUAUAUCCUAAAAUAUCUUAGAGUUCUCAGAUUUUGGAUAGUAGUGGUAGAUGCCUUGUGUUGUCUACAAUUUGUAUCUAAUUUAAUAUUUACAAUAGUGCAUGUUGCAAAUACUUGAAUGAGUGAAUCAAGCAAAUCUAUCAUACUUGAAGCCAUUUUUUCCAAAUUGAAAAGCUCAUAUACACCAUAGUUUAUUACUUAGGGCAAUAUUAAAUUGAGAAUUAUAAUGAAAGCUGGGAUUAGUGGAAAAUAGAAAUUAAAUAUGAAAUACUUGAAUAAACUUCAACUUAACAGGAAAGUUACCUUGGAAGAAAAAUGAAAUUAUCUGGACAAGAAAGACAUUUCUGAUAUGCCCAAGAUGGACAGAUUUAAAUGUCCUAUUGUAAUAAUCAAAUGUCAUCUUGAUG
Messenger RNA from Trichosurus vulpecula (common brushtail), 1645 nucleotides. Its product is annotated as olfactory receptor 2B11-like. The record is from RefSeq and is a predicted model, not a curated record. Gene Ontology annotation, cellular component: membrane. The transcript has a single exon. The coding region runs from base 1 to 963 and encodes 320 amino acids. Lineage: Eukaryota; Metazoa; Chordata; Mammalia; Diprotodontia; Phalangeridae. Gene Ontology annotation, biological process: G protein-coupled receptor signaling pathway. Gene Ontology annotation, molecular function: G protein-coupled receptor activity; olfactory receptor activity.